Molecule: messenger RNA, 1193 nt
Organism: Tinamus guttatus (white-throated tinamou)
Lineage: Eukaryota; Metazoa; Chordata; Aves; Tinamiformes; Tinamidae
Source: RefSeq, a predicted model, not a curated record
CCAAAGGAGAGGAAGCGGCCGCGGGAGAGCAAGGAGGCCCCGCGGGCCAGUCUGCUCAGCUUCCAGGACGAGGAGGAGGAAACUGAAGAAGUUUUUAAGGUGAAGAAAUCGAGUUACAGCAAAAAGAUUGUAAAACAGCUGAAGAAAGAAUACAAAGAAGAUCUUGAAAAAUCAAAAGUUAGAACAGAGGCCAAUUCUCCAACAGAUGUCGAACCACCUCUAGAAAAAGCAGGACUGAUCAAGGAUACAAGUCAAGAAGAUGGGACUGCAAACAGUGACCAAGGUGAAGAAGAAAUGGAAGUUGAAAGUGAGAAGGAAGAAGAAAAACCAAAAGCUGGUGGGGCAUUUUCAAGUGCUCUGUCGUCACUAAAUGUUCUCCGACCAGGAGAAAUUCCAGAUGCUGCUUUUAUUCACGCCGCUAGGAAAAAGCGUCAAAUGGCUCGUGAACUUGGGGACUUUACACCUGUUGACAGUGAACCAGGUAAAAGCCGCCUUGUUCGAGAAGACGAAAAUGAUGCCAGUGAUGAUGAAGAUGAUGAUGAGAAGAGGAGGAUAGUUUUUACGGUGAAGGAAAAAUCCCAAAGGCAAAAGAUUGCUGAGGAAAUAGGUAUUGAGGGAAGUGAUGAUGAAGCCUUGGGGACAGGGGAGCAGGAUGAAGAACUCAGUAGAUGGGAGCAAGAACAGAUACGGAAAGGAAUCAACAUACCUCAGGUUCAACCAAGUCAGCCUGCUGAAGUGAAUAAUCUGUACUACCAGAACACUUACCAGACACUGUCCUAUGGUUCAUCGUAUGGCAUUCCAUACACUUAUGCUGCGUAUGGAUCAUCGGAAGCCAAGUCUCAAAAAACAGAUAAUACGGUUCCUUUCAAAACUCCCAGUAAUGAGAUGACUCCUGUUACUAUUGAUUUGGUAAAGAAACAGCUUAAAGACAGGUUGGACUCUAUGAAAGAAUUGCACAAGGCCAAUCGGCAGCAAUAUGCGAAACACCAGCAAAGCCGGGAGGACUCUACCAAGGCAAUUGAGAGAUUAGAAGGGUCUUCUGGGGGUAUUGGUGAACAGUAUAAGUUUUUGCAAGAAAUGCGAGGGUAUGUCCAAGACUUGCUUGAGUGUUUCAGUGAAAAGGUAAGGAUGCAAAAACAUUCAUCUUUUUUCAAAAAAAAAAAAAAAAAAUGUAGGGAAUUGUAGUAUGUGCC